Moneuplotes crassus is the source of this 2210-nucleotide messenger RNA. The record is from the annotation of a GenBank genome assembly. Lineage: Eukaryota; Ciliophora; Spirotrichea; Euplotida; Euplotidae.
AAUUAUAUUGCAUCUAAAAAAUGGCUGGUUGGCUAAGAAACGUUGGCUCGAAAAUCGGGGGAGUUGUGAAGGCUAUCGACCUCUACGGAAAGCGUAUUACUCUCAAUUAUAAAGGAGAGGACAAGUUCAAGACUAUGUUCGGUGGAUCUGUGAGCAUAUAAUCGUGCUGAUAGUACUUCUUGGCUAUGCUGCCUACAUGGUUGAAGUAAUGUUUGCUCGAAGAACAGUAGUUUAUAGCACCAAUAGUGUCAUUAGAGAUCUCACGAAAGAUGACUUAGAGCAUCAUCCAGCUGAGCAUGGCUUUGCUAUUGCCUUUGGGUUCAGAUUCAAUAAUGUUAGUCUUCUUGACGAAGAAUAUCUGAGAAUGUAUAAAAUUAGAGCUUACCAAUACCAUUCUAUUGUGAAACCAGAAGGUGGAUGGAACGAGACUUGGACAGAGCUCGAGCUGAUUAAAUGUGGAGAUACCUUCCCUUAUCAAAAUAAAACGUUGCUCAAACAAUUCUCUAUUGAUCAAUAUGUUUGAAUCAAACCUACAAACUAUUCCAUCGUUGGGAACUGGUAUACCGAUAUUUCAAAAUCUAUCCAAAUUGAAAUAUCUAGAUGAGACACAGAUGAAAGAGAAUGAGAUGAAGAAGCUGACAUCAAUUACCAUAUUUAUAACCAGUAUUUUGAAAUAUUGAUGAUCAAUAGUUACUUUGAUUUGAAAAGCUUCAGUGAGCCGAUUAAAAACUAUCUCACUCAAAAGUUCUAUUACACUUAUCAAGAAGGUACCUUUCUCAACACAGAUAUCUUCUUGAAAGAAAAUACCAUUAAUGCUCUGGAUGACUACACCCUAGUUGAUGGAAGGAAAGAUGGAACGUUCUAUGCUGUUGCUGAAGAGAAAUCUGAUAAAUAUACUGAUUGGUCAGGAAUGUAUUCAAGAAUAUCUUUGUACCUAGACCCAGAAUCAGACACAUACACCAGAGCUGUUUUCACUCUUACAGACAUCCUAGCUAGCAUUGGAGGUAUUUUCAGCCUUCUUCAGUCUUUGGCUGCAGUAAUUGUUGCUUUUUAUGCUGACCGAGUCUAUAACUUUUCGGUAAUUUCCAAAAUUUACACUUUUGAUGAAAACGAAUUGAGUGAAGAUCCAGAUGAAAAUUUGAAUAAAAUAGAUGAAGGUUCUCAAAAACCAAUCAAUGUUGAAGGAGAAAAUAUCUACCAAAACUCUCACCCGGAUGAAUUCUUCUCUGAAGAAGACAAGAAGGGUGACAGUGAAGAGGACGAAGGAGGGGCACCAGAAGAUCCAGCCAAGCCUGUCAACCAAAAAUCAUAUAUUUAGCUCUGAGCAAGAAAAUUCACUAAGGAAGAAGUUAAGAGCAAAGAGAAGGUAUGCUCAUACAUCCCUUGAUCUCCUAUAUAAUUUAUUCUGAGUGAUCAAGUGAAAGAAAUGGUGCAGGAAUCGGUACAUGAACUCCAAAAUAUACAACAAAGGUCUUCAGAGAUAUUCCCAUGACUUAGAUGCAACAAAUAUUGCUUUAAAUUUGCAUCAGUUGAAUAUUUUUAUGAAUGUACUCUUCACCGACAGGCAAAGGAUUCUAUCUAAGUUCAGCAGGCUGAGGUCUGUGAAUAAUGAAAGCUGAGUAACAGAGACCAAACUUGACUUUGUGAUGCCUUACAGAUCCAAAAACUUCGACCAAAAGCUUUCAAAGUACCAAGAUGGUACAGAUGAACUUAUAGAAAAUAUUAAAGAAAAUAAGCUCACGGAGCUUGAUAAGAACCUUAUUAAGCAGAUUGACCCAAGCUGGGAAUCAAAAAUGGAAAACACGCCAUUAAACACUUUGUGCAAAAAAGAUCAAGGCUCAGGAGACUCAGCACAGAAAAAGAGAAACAUCACCUCUCCUGAAUACAAGGUUAGCGUCUCAGCAAAAGAUGUCCAUAUUGAGCUGCAGCAGAGACCUCCCAACAAAAACUACAAUGUUUCUUCUUCUUCAUCUUUUAUGAAUGAAGAAGACAUGAUAUCUGCAGAAGUAGACGAUGGUGGAAUCGCAUUUGGCAAUAAGGAGUCUAUCCUAUCAAAGAAGGAAGAGAAGAGAUCUGCUUCAUAUCUUGCCAAAAUCAAUGAAGAUAAAAAUGAAGAGAACAACUAAAUCUAAGUCAAAAAUCAAAUUUCCAAAAGAGCACUUUGGAUAAAAUUCCAAAUUCUUAGUUAUGAAUUUAUUACAAUUGGUUCA